This is a messenger RNA of Lagopus muta (rock ptarmigan), 3885 nucleotides long. RefSeq names its product G protein-coupled receptor 88 (gene GPR88). NCBI's taxonomy places the organism in Eukaryota, Metazoa, Chordata, Aves, Galliformes, Phasianidae. Gene Ontology annotation, cellular component: membrane. Bases 2809 to 3885 code for a protein of 358 amino acids. The record is from RefSeq and is a predicted model, not a curated record. Gene Ontology annotation, biological process: G protein-coupled receptor signaling pathway. Gene Ontology annotation, molecular function: G protein-coupled receptor activity. The transcript has a single exon.
UGUGACAUUUCUAAUUAUCAUAUUUUAAAAUGUAUCUUAAUUGAGGAAACAUUGUUUUCCUGGACAAGGAUCCUUGUUACAAGUGUAGUGUAACUUGUCUUUUUUUUUUUUUUUUUUCCGUGUGCAAUACUUUGAUUUAGCCUCACUAAUAGUAGGGUCUUUAUACACGAGAAUGCAAACAACCACGUUUUCAUUUAGCUUUUUCUUCUUGCAUUGAUGAAAAAAUUGUCACAAAUAGUUUUAUCUUAGCUUAAUUCUGUUGAUGAUUUUCAGCAAAUUUGUUGUGUUGCAUGAUAAAUUAUCCAUGGUGCUUAAUAUUCCUGUCAGGUAAGCCUGCAAUAGAUGAUGUGGAUAGUGUGUGACUGUUGCACAGCAACUCUAAAGGAAUAGCAAAGCCUGGAGUAGAACACAUGCUUUAGAAGCUUCUAGUGAAUGUCUAUUCCAAUAACACAAUAAAGGGUUCUUGUCACUGCAAUGAGGCAAUUAAAGGAUGUUGAUUUGGAUGCGUAUAGGAUAUACAAAAGAGUAGUCAAUUUAAACAUGUCUAGUACACUGAAAGCAAUCCUUCCCCAUUUUUUUCUUUAAUUCUAUUGAUUUAUUAUAUGAUAGACAGGCAAUGGACAUCUUGUGUUCUUAAAAAAUGUGUAAUGAAAAUAGCCAAUACUCUAGCAAUCAACAAGACCAAGAUUAGCUGGGGACAGCCACUGGUAUUAGGAGUCUUUACAAUCUUUCAGCUUUUAAGAAAUACCUUGAAUUUUAUUUUAUAUGGUCUGUUCACUCAUCUUUGGACUUCACCGAUUCCAUUGUUUCAUAUAUAAAUGUAUCUUCUUGUUCUGGGAGGAAAAAGUACACGAGAUCUUUAAAAGGAGAUUUGAUAAACAUGUAAGGAUGGAUUACAUAAGCCUAGAGGUCUUUACUGAGCCUGCAAUUCUGUGGAUAGCGCCUUAUGGAACUGUUUCUUUAUGCUUUGUGAAGCUUUCUGGUUAGUGAGAUAUUUCUUGUUACAGAUUUAAAGAAUAUUUUUCAAUUACAGUACUGCAGAAAGAGGAGGAUUUCAGUUUCUAUAAUAACUGUUCUCUACUGACAGCUAAACAAUGAAAGGCCUCAAAAGGUUUGACAUUUGAUUAGAUCUACAUAAAGCGCAGCAGGCAAAAAAAAUGGUAAUCAGGGGCCUGAUCAAGUACAUUGCUCAGGUACGUCUUUAACCUUAAGCACAUGAGCAAUCUAGUUAAUUAAAAAAGAACAGAUACACGUUGUUUGUAAUGUAUCCAUAUUUGGAUCAACAGUCCUAUCAACUACAAACAGGAAUCUUUCAUUAAAUAAAAGAUACGCUACGUUGCAACAAAAUAAUCCACUGACCCACGCUAUGAUGACCUCCUAAAGUACUGCUUUGGUAUUGUCAUUUAUCAGCAUUAUGAGUCUAACAGUAUCUAAAAAUAUCUUGCGAUAUCUUGGUCAGUAUACAGAUAAUAUAUUAUCAGCUGAAGUAAUUACUUUUCAAGCCUUAGAAAAGCAGCUUCUCACUUAAACUCACUGCAAAAUUAAUUGCCAUUCCUGUUCUGAAAUGCUUUUAAGAAGAAAUCUCAAUUGUUUUACUCAAGUUUCUUAUUAAACCUUGCUGAGGUUAAGGACAGUUAGUGUUUUGUUGCUGUUUGAGCAAAGCGCCGAAGCGUGCCUGUGAGAAUCCCAGCACUAAUUCUCCAUCCUGAAAAUGAGAGCCAAGCCCUGCUUUCCAACCAGCCUUUGGACUGUGAGAGCCUUUCAUUCAGUUCUGUGGGAAGGUGCUUUUGGAAUUGAUUUGGGUGUAUGCCACUGUUUCAAAGUCCAUGCUGGUUCCACUUUAUCUGUGCACCUAGACAUACCAACACUCACCUCCAGGGGGUUAGUGAUGCAGGAUGUCCCACUAGAUGAGACAGGCUGAACCCUCUAUGAAGAAAUGCAGGACGUGGAGUUUGAGGACCAGCUUCCCAAAAUAAAGUGCUGUCUUACCAGGAAUCUGUGCAUCUAUAAUGUUUGAAAGAUUUAAUUUGGAAGCUAUAUUCUUAAAAGAGCAGUUCUAAAAAUGUUUACAGAAAGACAGUAUGCUUUUGCUUAACAAAAAUACGAUCAGAACAAAACAGCUUCAGUGUCUAGUAGAGAAGUCGCUACAGUAAAUGUGUUGUAUUUCAGACAGAAGUGACUGACACUAGUUUGAAAGCUUGCUGAAAAAUGAAAGUCGUGUAAAUGGGUGAGAACAAGGAAACCAGUACAGCAACGAGAAGAGAGUCAGACUCUGUAGUUCCAGUAUUUCUGGAGCGCGAUUGGGUUUGGGUUUUUUCUUUUUUUUUUUUCUUCUUGAUUUAACAAGAUGAAAAUCUGCUGAAUAAUUCAUGAACAGUGGAAGGGCUGAAUCUUCCUGGAAUGAUAUACAGAGUACGUACUGUGUCACAGGAGGAACUGCAAAGCUUUGUAUCAGUUGCUGCCGUUUCUGCUACUGAUUGCAAGGUGCUGCCGCUUUUGGCAUUUUCACAGCUACAGAAUCCUCAGCCACGCUCUGGUCUGCUUACAGCCAUCUGCACCCUAUGGACCCACCUUCACUAGCUCCAGCCUCUGGGAUUUCCUGCCACCUAUCUGCCUUGGACACUGUUCUUCUCCGGGUCGUUACUGCUAACUGCAUCUUCUGGACUUGCAGCUCAUAUGACUGAAAUCUGCCUUGAGCUCCCCGCCCGCACAUCAUCUCUCGUGUUCAGCGGGGGGCUGCCGCAGCAGGAUCUGACCUGGAUGAGGAUGGGAUUUACGAGAAGUCAGAACUGAGCUGCACUCAGCGCGAUGCCCAACGCCUCUUCCUGGAGCGCGAGCUCGCCCCUGCUGCUGCUCUGGGAGGACUCCUCAGGGACCCGCAUCUUCCUCUCGCUGCUCUAUGCGGUCCUGGCUAUCUCAGGGACUCUGUCCAACGUGAUGGUCAUCUACUUGGUUUUCUCCUUCAAGAAGCUGCAGACCACCAGCAACGCCUUCAUCGUGAACGGCUGCGCAGCCGACCUGAGCGUGUGCGCCCUGUGGAUGCCCCAGGAGGCCGUGCUGGGGCUGCUGCCCCCGAACUCCUCCUCGCUCCGCUCGGCCGAGUACCGCCUGCUGCGCGAGGGGCUGCUGGGUCUCGGCCUCACCGUGUCCCUGGCCUCGCACCUGCUGGUGGCCUUCAACAGGUACGUGCUCAUCACCAAGCUGCCCAGCGUCUACCAGGCCUUGUACCAGCGGAGGCGCACGGGCUGCAUGAUCGGGCUCUCAUGGGCGCUGGCGCUGCUCCUGCUCCCGCUGCUACCCGGGCUCUGGACGCCGGGCCACGCCCCAACACCGCCCCCGCGGCAGACGGACGGCAGCUCCCGCUACCCCGCGCUGCUCCUCGCGCUGGCCGUGCUGGCCCAGACGGCGCUGCUGCUGCACUGUUAUCUGGGCAUCGUGCGCCGGGUGCGGGGCAGCGCCAAGCGGGUCAGCGUGCUCAACUUCCACCUGCUGCACCAGCUGCCCUUCCCCGCCGCGCCGCCGCCGCCGCGCCGCGCCCAGCGUCGCCUCAGCAGCGUUUCCGUCCUGCUGCUCUGCUGCGUCUUCCUGCUGGGCACGCAGCCCCUCGUCUGGGUCAGCCUCCUCGGCUUCUUCCUGCGGCCCGCUCCGCCCGCGCUGCAGGCCGCCAGCUGGCUGCUGCUCUGCUCGCUCUCGGCCCUCAACCCGCUGCUCUACACUUGGCGCAGCGAGGAGUUCCGCCGGGCCGCGCGCUCUGUCCUGCCUCGCGCCGAGGGCUCCUCCACCGCUCCGCGACGCGCCGCCGGUCACACCGCCGGAGCUGCCGCCCCGCCCUGCCCACAGCUGCCGCGGCGCCGGAGCACGGCGGGCAGCGCCGCACCGCGCUGA